GCUGCGCAGCGUGAAAAGCGAGUUCUCUGUUCGUAAUAUCCCACGUAAUAUCGAUUGGACCAGUUUCCGAAGCAACAAAUAAUGCACUUCUGUUUCGCGAGUGCAAAGGUGAAAUAUUUUCAUUGCACUCAUCGCUGAUCGGCGUUGUGUUAAUCGGGCCAGUUAAGAGGUUGGUACGAAGCUUCCGAGGCAUGAUGAGGAGAUUGGGGUCGAUGCAUAUUUACAUGGCGAUAUGAAAUCGCCACUCCUUCGUAUCGGAUUUUUGACAGUCAAUCUUUUUUUUUGUUGAAACGAGUGCAACUGAAGUGCGAUAGUGAGGGAUUACAAAAUGAAGGCAAUCAACAUAAGUUCGUAAGGUAGUCAACCUUUCGACCGUCGCUGUGUAUCGGAUCGCGUGAAGUGUAUGGGAAAGUGUAUGGACUGCAAGUGGAUUUGAGGUGGUUCGAGGAAGAUAGAGAUAUCGAAAAGUUAUUAGUAGUAUCCAUCAGGUGUUUUGCAAGGAAUCCGUUUCGUGCUGAGCCACCGUGCCAAAAGCGAGUGUUUCGAUGAGUGAAUGUAACCGUGGGUGAGUUUCGCCUGUGAGCCAUUACCGUUGGGCAUGUGAAAAGUGAGUUUGCAUCAAACGAGAUGAGCAAUCUUGUGAGGUGGUGAACGUGAACGUGCAGCACGAUAGUGAGAAAGAUCGCGAAGGCAGAAGUUUUUUUUUCCAGUGUCCUUACUCCGAUAGAAUUGCUGUGAAUCACGAGUGAGUUUAGCUGCCGUUUCAGCGUUCAGUUUUCAGUGUUAGUGUUGUGAUCGAGUGUUUUUGUGCGCUUUGCGUUGUUCUACGGGCACUAAUUUUGUUAGAGGGGGUUUUGCAAAUCAACGAAACCGAUGGCGGCACUCUCCUCGCGAAGAUGGUUUCACCGUUCAGUAUCCGGCGUAGAAGCAGAAACAAUGCUAUUGGAACGCGGUUUCGAUGGCUCAUUUCUAGCACGGCAUUCCUCUUCCAGUCCUGGAGCUUUCACGUUGUCAGUAAGGCGUGGGCAAGAAGUGACGCACAUAAAAAUCCAGAACAAUGGAGAUUUUUUUGAUCUGUACGGUGGCGAAAAGUUUGCCACGCUGUCGGAGCUUGUGCAGUAUUAUAUGGAAAACGGUGGACAAUUGAAGGAAAAAAACGGUCAAAUAAUCGAACUGAAGCAACCGUUGAUUUGCGCGGAACCAACAACUGAACGAUGGUUCCAUGGUAAUCUGUCCGCAAAAGAGGCGGAAAAGCUUAUUCUGGAACGUGGCAAGAAUGGCUCGUUCCUAGUUCGAGAAUCUCAAAGCAAGUUGAGUGAUUUUGUCCUUUCGGUCCGGGCCGACGAUAAAGUGACGCACGUCAUGAUCCGAUGGCAUGAAAAAAUGUACGAUGUCGGUGGGGGGCAAAAGUUUGCGACCUUGUGCGACCUGAUCGAGUACUACAAGCGUAAUCCGAUGGUAGAGACCUGCGGCACCGUAGUCCAUCUGCGACAACCGUUCAAUGCGACGCGCAUUACGGCGGCAGGCAUCAACGACCGAGUCGAGCAGUUGCAGCGUGAAAAUGGAGGCCAGUCGUACGGCAAGGGUGGUUUUUGGGAGGAAUUUGAAUCUCUACAGCAGCAGGAGUGCCGGUACACAUUUUCGCGCCGCGAAGGUCAACGAAACGAGAACCGUGCCAAGAAUAGAUAUAAGAACAUAUUACCAUUUGACCACACGAGGGUGAAGUUGAAAGAUGUCGACAGCUUGAUUGCAGGCGCAGACUACAUCAAUGCGAACUACAUACGUCAGCCGACGGAGGCGGAGCAGAAUGAUAUGAGCUCGUCAUCUGAAAAUCUAUCGCAGUCUAGCGGCUUAGUAAACAAUGGCAGCAUUGCAGGAAUGCAGUUAAAUUCAUCAACUAACAAUAACUCCUCCAACGGUACCGCCUUGAACAACGGGAACACUUCUAGCUAUGGCGCAGGUUUAAUGCAGCCUACAAAGAAUUGUUCCAGCUGUCAGCUUUUGAAUAAACCUUGUGCUCAGUGCUCAUUAAAGGUCACCAAUGAGGGUGUGAAACAUAAGCGGAAUGAAUCGAUAACAUCGCGAAUGCAGUUGCAACAGCAGCAUUCGCCUCACAAAAGGGACGAAAAGGAUCUGUUCAAAACGUACAUCGCCACGCAAGGCUGCCUGGCGAACACGAUACAGGACUUCUGGAACAUGAUUUGGCAGGAGAAUACGCGCGUAAUCGUUAUGACGACCAAAGAGAUGGAGCGGGGCAAAAAGAAGUGCGAAAAAUACUGGCCCGAUCCGCAGCAAAACAAGGACUGGGGUAACGCGCGUGUUCGUUGCUUAAGUGAGACGAGCACAGCGGAUUACACUUUGCGGGAGUUUCUGCUGUCGUGGCGUGGCCAAGAUGAGCGGAAGAUCUACCAGUAUCACUUCCAAGUGUGGCCCGAUCAUGGAGUCCCAGGGGACCCAGGUUGUGUGUUAAAUUUUUUGCAAGAUGUUAACACUCGCCAGGCUCAGUUGCAGCUUGAAGGACUCUUGCCCGGUCCAAUAUGCGUGCAUUGCUCAGCCGGCAUCGGGCGAACCGGUACGUUUAUUGUGAUCGAUAUGAUUUUGGAUCAAAUUCUGCGCCAAGGGCAUGAAUGUGAGAUCGAUAUUCAACGAACAAUCCAGAUGGUGCGAUCACAGAGGUCUGGAAUGGUUCAAACGGAAGCCCAGUAUAAAUUCGUGUACUUUGCCGUUCAACACUACAUCCAGACGUUACUUCAGCGGAAGCAAGCCGAGCAACAAAGCUUGCAAGUCGGUCGCGAAUACACCAAUAUUAAAUCGACAUCUGAUUCACAGUUGCCACUGCCACGGGCUGUGAAUGAUUUAAAUAACUCAUUAUCAGUAUAUGAGAACAUUCCCAAAGAAAUUGUACGUGCACCACCGCCGACACCACCGAGGAAAUCAUGACAAAUGGAUUUUUAGAAACUAUAAGGCAUAAACUGUGAAAAAGUGAACAUAAAAUGUGAAAUUUCUUCCUAAUUCUUUUACGUUCUUGGUUGUGUACGGCCGAAUAAGUUUUUCUCAAUGCUUUGACGACUUUUCUUCCGUUCAGUUUGAACUAAAACUCCAAUAUUAUUCUUAUCAAUUACAGCUUGACAUAAUAAGUGUGAAUGUGGAGAUAUAUUUGUUACGAAAACAAAAUGAUCACAGUGCGCACAUUCUUCUGCUACUCUGCUCUUGUUAUUAUUCAAAUUCCGUGUUUGUUUUCUAUUACACGCUUUACAAAUUUAAAGAAAAAACAUAGAAGUAAUGAAACAAAUCAAGCUAACACAUCAGAUCAAAAGCACCAGCAACUUCCCAGAAGUUCGAAGAUGUCGUUAAGCAAAUUGGUUUCAAACCCAGCAAUCAUAGAUUUUGUAGAAUGCGCGCAACUGCAAAUAAAGAAGGAAAUAAUCGUAAUGGUAGUUUGUUUCAUAUUAAUGCUGUUUUGUUUGCUCUUAUUCUUAUUUCGCCUUCUGUAACAAACUGUCCAUAAAAUAUAAAACAUUAAACAUAUAUGAAACGUUAAGCCUAAUCCUAAUAUGUGCCAGAAUUGAUGGGCAUAAAGAAAAAUACAAUCGAAAUGAAAAGCAGAAAUAAAUGUGUUACAAGCUUUAAUUGUGAUUACCAGUGUCGGUAAAUAAAAUACAGAUUGUAAAACUCCGUAUUUGUGAAUCAACAUCGCCUCACGUGUUAAGCAAACUAAAACGCCAGAAAUCCCUUCGUAUGAGAUGUUAAAGCAUUACUAUCAAUGUGCAUAGAUGUGUAACGCUUAUUAGUAAUCGAUUGCUAAACAAACUAAAGUGUGGUUUAACUAUGUUGGGAUAAAACAGAAAAUGAAUCAGCUGGAACAAGAACAAAUUAUACGAUGGCCAAUACCAAGCAAAUCCAAUUGAAUAGAAUAGUAUAAAGAAUUGUAACGAAAGUCCGUAGUCUUCAAGUGAGCAUCUCAUGUUUGAAAUUAAAGACAACAAAACAAAUAGAAACUGUAAACAAGAAGUAAUUAUUUUUGUAUACUAGUAAUUAAUUGUGUGAAGAAGCGUGUCUGGAAUAUUAUACAAAAGAUUGUGGUCGCUAUUUAAAAUAUUUCCAGUGACCUUCACGGAAUACUUAAUAGGCGUGAACAGAUCAAAGAACAAUACUGUUUAAAGGUACAAGAAAAAUAAUUGACCUAACGCUAGGACCAGGCUCAGAGAGAGAGAUGCAGCACCGUUUUCUAAGAAGUGAACCAUGAAGACAAUGUUUUGAAUACAAUGUUUGACAAAGUAUGCACUCUGUACCAUUUCGUAUAAUUUUCAGUUUCAACAUGUUGCAGUGUUUCGAUAUUACGGUUUUGUUCAACAUAGUGAUAAGAGUAUAUUUAACAGUGCUAAUUUAAAAGUAACGAUCAACGGAUCAUGAGUUCAGCUUUUUUUGUACUGUUGCUUGUAUCAGAAAGGGAAUUUCAAGGUACUUUUAAGUACUACAUUGUUUUAAAUAUGUUUAACAUAUUAAUUUUCUCAAUCAUGUUAUUAUUACUUUUACUAUCGCUACGUUUUACCUCUUCAAUUUAUUCAUUCAAGCAAGCGCAAGCAUGGGCUAUGUUGUGCUUGAAACUUCGAUUACAUGUUACUUCCGUUUCCAAUGGUUUAGGUUGAAGCCUACACCCAGUGAGUGUUUUUGUUGUUAACUUUAGUUAUAAUUAUGAAAUUAAGAGAAAAAUUACCAAAAACAUUCAUCUAAUCCUAUCUGAAGGUUCACCUUUGGCAGCCUUACGACGAAAGUAGGCAAACAAAUUAUUUAAAACCAUGCAAAACACACUAUUUUGGAAACGAAUAAAAAGAACACGUUGACAUAUUGAUCUUGAGAAUAAGAUUAAAAAGAAUGUGAUGUAAAGGUUAAUAGAAUCAGCAAUUGAGAGAUUUGUCCUAGGAAAGGUCAUAGGAUCGAACAGUUAAUAUCUGUUUAAUUUAAAAUAGUCCUCAUAAAGAUUAUCUUUGUCGUCUACUUUCUCUUGUUCGGUUGAAGAUAAAAUGAUAUAAGUUAUUUGAAAGCGAAUAUUGUGAACCUGUACUGUGUGUAAAUCUGUGUUGACAAUGUUGGCGAACAUUUAUAAAGGGAAAAUUGUGGUAGAACAGAUAAACAGGAAAUUAGGAACAU
This is a messenger RNA of Anopheles bellator, 5151 nucleotides long. It is a transcript of the gene csw, whose product is annotated as tyrosine-protein phosphatase corkscrew. Gene Ontology annotation, biological process: protein dephosphorylation. NCBI's taxonomy places the organism in Eukaryota, Metazoa, Arthropoda, Insecta, Diptera, Culicidae. The transcript has 11 exons. The record is from RefSeq and is a predicted model, not a curated record. Gene Ontology annotation, molecular function: protein tyrosine phosphatase activity. The coding region runs from base 874 to 2940 and encodes 688 amino acids.